Seminavis robusta is the source of this 990-nucleotide messenger RNA. NCBI's taxonomy places the organism in Eukaryota, Bacillariophyta, Bacillariophyceae, Naviculales, Naviculaceae. The record is from the annotation of a GenBank genome assembly.
ACUGCCAAAGAGUCGAGUCCAUUGCCGAGCUACUAGCUAGGCAAGAAGACGAGAAGGUCUUGCCAUUGCCGCGAGCUGCAAAACCCAUAUCUACAUCGUAUGCUGUUGAGCGGACCCCAAUGGAAAUUCCCUACCAGCAACCUCACCGAACCUGGUACUGCGUACUGUACUCAAUUGCCAAUGUUCUUGCUCUGGAUGGGCAGAAAGCUGCGGCAGCAGACAUUUUGUCACUGCGAGAGCAUAUCCAGCAGACAAGUACCGUCAAGGGCGAACCAUCAAAAGAGUGAACGGGUUGCUCCGGAAAUGCUAUGGUCUGCAGCUUGUCAAACUUGACCAUCAAAACUUUGAUCCAUUUGGAGACGUUGUGUAGGGGCAGCGGGGAGGAGAAAAUGAAAAUACAUGUACACUUCUUCCUCUCUACAUUGUGGGCCUGAAAUCGGCACGAGGGUAUGCCGUACGCCAUUGUGUUGGUUUGUUUGACAGGCACAUUAUCGAGCCAUCUUUUCUUGAGACACUACCCUGCAAUGUGGAUUCUUUCAACAGCAUCAUGUCUGGUGUUUUUGCAUGGGAAGGUGGUCGGGCCCAGUUUGGAGGAUGCUCCUUCUGCUAUGGAGUUGAGAAGCUGCCUCAGAAGGGCAAGAGGAAAGGAAGAGAAAGUCAUCAGCUUCUCCCAUUGCUCCUCCAGUGGUUCAAGAUGGCUGCAACACCAAUGCUGCACUUCCAGUUUGAUUGGAAGUUGCACAAUAGCAAUUGCGUCCGAAGGGGCGAAAAGUGGGAAAAGAAGGAGAUUCGGGCUCAGCCGCUUCCAAAACAACUUCAUGAGACGACAAUCGAUCUGUAACUGGGGUCAGUUCACAGAAAAACGUUGCAGGGGCCAAAACUACAUACAUGUAAUCAACUAUCCAAACUAUCGGGACAGACGCCGGUGUUGCCUUUGCUCGGGUGCUACAGCACUACUAGAACGUAGGUCCCAACUAAAUGUAGCAUUGG